UGUCUCUCCCGAGGCACACAACAACUAGUGGAAACGCGCGGAAUACAAGAUUUGGCGAAUAAUGAUGAGCUGAUUGGACCUUUUUUGGGAUAUUUUUGGAUUAUGUCGAGUUACUUCUGGAUGAAUAUCAUGAGCUUUAAUAUGUGGCGGACAUUCAGAGGAUUCUCUUCGUUACAAAAAAAUGUCAAUCGGAAGAAAAAAUCGGAAAAAAAGAAGUUGCUGUAUUAUGUGAUUUUUGCAUACGGUUGCCCAUUUAUACUUGGUAUUGUGUGUGUCAUCAUCGUGGAUUUGGUUUCUGAGUAUAUACCAGUAAAUUUGAGACCAGAAUUCCAGAUGGCAAAUUGCGGGUAUAAUGGUAAACUUCAAAAUGUGGUGUAUUUGUUCUGGAUCGAAACUGUCUGUAUCAUUAGUACUGUUUGCUUAUCCAUUUCUACGGCACUGAACAUCAAAUGUUACGAAAAAAAUACAGACUUACGUCUAACAGAUUCGGAAAGCAAGCGGUAUAAUGACAAUAAAAAAUGGUUUAAACUAUAUAUGCAGUUAUUUAUCGUAAUGUCUAUUUUAGUGGCCAUAAACUGGGUUUUGUUUACAAUGUUACUUUUGAUUACUAAUAAAUUAUUUUUAUCUUUGGUAAAUAAUUAUUAUUUAUAUGUCAUUGUAUUGUUAGAUAUUGUGAACUGUUUCUGCAACUUUAUCAUAUUUGUGUGGAAGAAGAAGAUCAAAUUGAUGUUAAUGAAACGAUUCGGAUACGAAACAAAGGCAACAUCGUCUUGAAUAUCACAACUGAGGAGUCUAUGUAAAAAAAGUCAAACUCUUGUGGAGAAGAAAACUGUUACGCGAAAGAUUUGUCCGAGAAGAUUAAAUCUAAUAUUGCACUAGGUAAAAUAUGUUUUAUCGCAGUUUAUGAACAAACGAUUAAUCGCAAUUUAAUAUAUCAGAUAAUACAUAAACGCACGCUUUGCGCUCGCCAUUCUGCGAUUUAUUUUAUAAUUUGUGUGUGCGAUUUAACUUUUUAAUAAUUGUAAUUUUAAAUAAUUAUAUUUUCUCAACUGCCAAACUGUUACAUGACAACAGCACGAUUAUAAUUAUAACGCAUAAUACGAAUCGAACAGCCAAAGUGACAAUACACAGUGUCAAUAACAUGAUUUUUUAAAUAGAACUGGAUCAACAAAAGCGCGCGUUACAUGUGCGUCAAUGUCUACUCUUGUGUUUAAUAAUUUUUUAAAUUUUACUUAAUUUUAUUUUCAAUAACAUUCAAACUGUUAAUUCCUGGAAGGAUAGUUGCUAAAUGCUAAACGUUUAACACUAAUAUAAUAAAUAAUUUUAUUUAAUAUUCCGUUUACAUUUAUAUAUAUUUUCAUACAUGUCAUAACAUUGCAAUUAAAAUAUUUCGGUAACAAAAUGUGAAUAGCAUAUAGUAAUCCAGCUUGGUAUUGUCAAUAAAAGUGCAUUAUUAUUGUCAGUCGAGCUUCGACACACGAUUAAAAAAGACGCAUAAGUAAAACGCUUUGCAUACUGUCAAAUUCCUUUUUUACGUUUGCGAUCGAUAUGCGAAAACUAUUUUAUAUGGAAAAAUAAUUAAUAAGAUAUUAACUUCUACAAUUAAAAUGUAAUUACAUAUGUGUCAGUCGCACGCCGACAUUCGAACAGUAAUGUCGUAGUGCGAGAUACUUUGUAUGUUGUCAAAUUUUUUUCAAACGACAUCUCGUAUCGUAUCAUAAUUUGCUAUAAUUAUUACAUUUAAUGGUUAUUAAACUUUUGUAAAUAUAAUCGCCGCGAAACUGUAUCGUAAUUAUAAAUUUUUGUUAAAACGCGAGUAUUAAUUAUUGGAAGUAUGAAUAGGGGCUACAGGAAUAUAAAUAAAAAUUAAUGUUUCUUUUACAAUUAUUUGAUUAUAGAUUUUUGCGGAUAUUAAUUACUUCUCUAAUAAUGCUUAGAAUGUAAUAUGAUAUGUCCGAUAAAAUAAAGCUGUUUUAAAUGCGAAUAUAAAUUAA
This is a messenger RNA of Nylanderia fulva, 1994 nucleotides long. NCBI's taxonomy places the organism in Eukaryota, Metazoa, Arthropoda, Insecta, Hymenoptera, Formicidae. The record is from RefSeq and is a predicted model, not a curated record.